Messenger RNA from Thermothelomyces thermophilus ATCC 42464, 1250 nucleotides. RefSeq names its product carbohydrate-binding module family 1 protein. Gene Ontology annotation, biological process: carbohydrate metabolic process. Lineage: Eukaryota; Fungi; Ascomycota; Sordariomycetes; Sordariales; Chaetomiaceae. The transcript is spliced from 3 exons. Gene Ontology annotation, molecular function: cellulose binding. Gene Ontology annotation, cellular component: extracellular region. The record is from RefSeq and is a predicted model, not a curated record. The coding region runs from base 29 to 1075 and encodes 348 amino acids.
CGAGGUUACCGGUUUUCAGUUGGCCAAGAUGAGAUUUUCGGUCCUCUCCAGCAUCCUUGCCAACGCGCUGUCCGCCUCGGCGGGUACCAUCCUGUGGGAUGGUCGCUUUAAUGACCUUAGCUCCUCGAAGGACCUGGAAAAAUGGUCGUGGGCCAACCAGGUCGGCCCUUACCAGUGGUACAUCCACGGCUCGUCCUCGGUGACGGCCUACGUCAACCUGUCGCCCGAUUACAAGAACCCGGCCGACUCGGGCUCCAAACAGGGUGCUAAGAUCACGCUGGACAACACAGCCUACUGGAACGGUCAGAACAUGCGCCGGACCGAGCUGAUCCCGCAGACGAGCGCCGCCAUCAACCAGGGCAAGGUGUACUACCACUUCUCGUUGAUGCGCAAGAACACCAACCCCCCAGCGACCACGCGCGAGCACCAGAUCGCCUUCUUUGAGAGCCACUUCACCGAGCUUAAAUCCGGCCUGCUGUCGGGCGCCCCGGGCGAGUCCGACUCGCUGCUGCGGUGGUGCGUCGGCGGCCAGACCCAGUGGAGCACCGACUGGGAAGCCGACGUGUGGCACAACGUCGCGUACGAAAUCGACUUCAGCGCCAACACGGUCGGCUUCUGGCACUCGACCGGCAGCGACCCCCUGACGCAGAAGGUUGCCCCCAUCAGCGCGAGCACUAGUAGCAACGGCGCCGACUGGCACGUCGGCGUGCUUGAGCUUCCGCGCUCGGGCUACCCCGACACCACCGAGGAUUACUACUGGUCUGGCGUUUACAUUGAGAGCGGCAGCAUCACCACCAACAUCGCGGGCCCUGGUGCUCCAUCGGACGGCGGCAGCGGCAACAGCACUACUAGCGUCACUGUGGCCCCCCCAUCGACAACGCUUGCUACCUCGACCACCAAGGCCUCCUCGGCCACUACCACCUCGGCUCCUGCCACCUCCACCACUGCGGGCUCCGGUGGUUGCACUGCAGCGCAGUGGGCGCAGUGCGGGGGCAUCAAUUUCACCGGCUGCACCACGUGCGCGUCGCCCUACAAGUGCAACUUCAUCAACGACUACUACUCACAGUGCUAUUAAGUCCAUGCAUGUAUGGCUGAGAAGGGUAUUUGUCGAAAGGAGUGCACCAUCGGAGUCCGGGGAGCUUGCAUAUGUAUCUAUUCGCUUCUUGUCGAUAUUUGUUGCUCAUUUGCGAUUAGCCCAAGCCGCAAACAACUGGUAAAUAGACUGCGUCACCACCACGUGCGCUUGUUCC